This is a messenger RNA of Strongylus vulgaris, 426 nucleotides long. The record is from the annotation of a GenBank genome assembly. Lineage: Eukaryota; Metazoa; Nematoda; Chromadorea; Rhabditida; Strongylidae.
AUGCAGAGCUUAGCAGCAAUUUGUGUGGCGAUGAAAGUGUACAGAGGGGAAUGUUCUUAUUCGGAUAAAGUCACUCGCUUUUGGCCAGAAUUUGGAAAGAAUGGCAAGGAGGAAAUAACUAUUGAUAUGAUCCUUACUCAUCAAGCUGGGUUGCCAUACUUUGACGAAGAUAUCACACUUGACGAUGCUAAAGACAAAGCGAAAAUUUCAAAAAUAAUAGAAGAAGAGUCUCCAAAACAUCCCCCAGGAUCCCAAAUUGCCUAUCAUCCAAUAACGUUUGGAUGGCUGAUUGACCAGGUAUUUUGCCGGAUAGAUGCAAAACAUCGAAGUGUUGGAGAGUUUUUUCGAGAAGAAAUUCGAGACAAGCUUGGUACGAAUUGUUAUCAGAAAACCCUUAUUCUAAAGCAACUCUGUCUGCCCAUUUAA